AUGAUCGCAGAAGACAAUUUAGGUGCGGAGAUGCGACUAGAAGCGUUCAGCGACGCCGACUUUGCCGCCGACAAGACGGACCGGAAGUCAAUGACGGGCGGCAUCGUGAUGCUGAACGGGAUGGCCGUCAGCUGGGGUGCGCGGAAGCAGGGAGGCGUCUCCCUGUCGACGAUGGAGGCGGAAUUUGUCGCGGCGAGUGAAGUCGCGCGCGAGCUGCUCGGCCUGCGCGAGAUGUUGUGCGAAGUGGGCGUGGAGCCCACGCUUCCGAUGCAGUUGCGGGUGGACAACCAAGCGGCGAUCGCGCAGAUUGCGGGAGAGGCAUCGUCGCUGAAGGCAAAACAUGUGGAUGUGCGCCUUAAGUUUCUUUGCGACUACUCGCGUCGCGGCGUCAUCACGGCGAGCUACGUCAGAUCGGAGCAGAUGCUCGCAGACCUCCUCACGAAAGCGUUGGACGCGACGAAGCUCUCGACACUGCGCGCACUCGUGCGCAUUGGUUAA
This is a messenger RNA of Peronospora matthiolae, 498 nucleotides long. The record is from the annotation of a GenBank genome assembly. Lineage: Eukaryota; Oomycota; Peronosporomycetes; Peronosporales; Peronosporaceae.